Cladophialophora carrionii CBS 160.54 is the source of this 2079-nucleotide messenger RNA. RefSeq lists its product as uncharacterized. Lineage: Eukaryota; Fungi; Ascomycota; Eurotiomycetes; Chaetothyriales; Herpotrichiellaceae. The transcript is spliced from 4 exons. The coding region runs from base 1 to 2079 and encodes 692 amino acids. The record is from RefSeq and is a predicted model, not a curated record. Gene Ontology annotation, molecular function: protein binding.
AUGGCUGAGACUAUCGGUGUCGUGGCCGCGACUCUCGAGUUCGCCAAAAUCGUCUUGGAGGCGAAACAGCUCUACUCGUCGAUUAGACACGCUCCCCAGACCCUCAAACAGCUGUUGGAAGAGCUAGAGGCCCUCGAGGAGAUCUUAGAGACAUUCAAAGAGCAGGAAGCCGCUCUGUCCGCAUUUGCUCCGCCGGACGUGGUUCGGAAAUGCCGACAACGAAGCGAGAAGGCGGUCCAGAGCCUGAAGCCCAUCUGCGACGAGCUGUCUAAAGCCAUCAAACGCUCUCGGAUACGCGGAUCGGUCAAAGCAGUCCUCAAGGAGGAUGCUCUGGACAAAGCCCGCCAAGUGGUUGAAAGAGCCAAGGCCGAUUUCAUGUUGGCCCAGAUGAAUGUCUUGAAUGCUAUGAGCUUGCUGAACAUCCGGAAACAUUCGGAGACACAUACGCUGAUUAUGACUUCCACGGCAAGUGUGUCUGCGAUCGUACAGGAUAUUCGACAAGCGUCUAUAUCUUCCACUUUUAAAGCUCUACUAAGUCACAGCGGUGAUACCGUCCAACGGGACACGUCUGAUGCUGUUCACAGCAGCUCGUGGAAACCGAGGCACCAGCAGCGGUGGGUCAACGUCCGCACUAGACGUCUACUGCUUCUGCAGAGUCGGUUACUCGGAAAAGCGUUCGAGUUUGUCCAACAACAGGCGUGCGGCGCAUGGACAUACGGCUUUCGGACGUACAAUGUUCGAGCGUGGAACGAACCGGUCUUCCGAUACGUAUUCGACGGCAACAUUGCCGCUCUCCAAAACCUCUUCCACAAGGGCCAGGCAUCCAUCCUCGAUCGAAGUCCUUGCGGGGACACGCUGCUUCAUAUUGCCUGUGAAUCUGAGGGUGCUAGAACAAUAAGGUUCCUAAUGCAACAAGGUCUUGAUCCUAAUGACAAGGACGACAACGGUCUGUCUUGCCUCACAAAUCUUUCUUUGAGGUAUGAAGUUGGGACCAAGUUAGAGGCCAUCCAGGCGAUCUGCGAAGGGCCAGAGCUUGACGACUUGACAAAUUCCCCGGAGGUGACCAUCUCGAAUCUCAGCAGUGUCAGCAGUUUUCAGGCAUUGUCACAUGUUAUCCAGUUGGUAUCCCCCCCGUGGAGCACCCGGGAGCUGUCUGCUCGUCUUCAAGCUGCAUACGAUGCAUGCUCUCCUCGCCUGGAUUCGGACAGGUUCUGGCUCUGCCUGUCUCAAUCCCAGCUCGAUCCCGCCUGUCUCGUGAGGAAGAUCUCUGAGGAGGACGCUCCUCCUGUAUAUGGUUCUCUUGUGGUGAUCCUCGCCGCAGUGUUGGCCGAUCACUGGAUAUUUUCACUGGAAUGCCCUGAUUUCAGCGGUUGGCGAACAAUAUUCCAGGCGGCGGUAGGCUUGGAUGGUCUCCGUGUUGCUAUCGAACACGAUGUCCACUCUCCAAUGUUGGCUUAUCUAGGCUUCUAUUCACUGGAGCGCCAACCCUCAUGGGCAAAUCUCAGCACCCAACGGUUGACGCACAAGCUUCGCCACUGGGUAACGGAGAUCUCUAAUGCCGGUCAGGACCUCCUGCAGUACGGCAAAUGGGAACAUGAGCGUUUGGUCGCGGAAGGCUGGACUUUCCAAUAUUCUGUUUUCUGCAGAAACGACAGAUGUUCAACCUUUCGCGUCGUGGAUUUCACCUAUGGAGCUGGACCAGAAGACUGGCAGAUAUGGGUAUCAUUGUCCUCUGACGAAUGUGUAGGAGAGUUCUGGAACUUGCUGACUGAUCGGGAAUCAAAACUCUGCAUCCCUGGAGCGUGGCCUGAAACUGAGGACUGGGCUUGCUGGGUUUGUCACCCAGAAGAUACCCAGGAUCCUUCAGCUCUCGGUUGGCCGUUCUCCACCUCGAGAAGGCGGCGGCGGCGGGUGGUUAGAUACUUUGACCUGACAAAGGAAAGGUUCGACGAGGUCUACGGUCUCAAAAAGAGACGAUAUGUCGCAUACAUGACCGAGGAGGGCAAAAAAAGAAAAGCAAGGAGGAAGCGAUUCUUCGGGGAGGCGGGAAUCGCACCGCCGCCCAAGCUGCCCUAUUGA